Messenger RNA from Zasmidium cellare ATCC 36951, 2028 nucleotides. RefSeq lists its product as uncharacterized. NCBI's taxonomy places the organism in Eukaryota, Fungi, Ascomycota, Dothideomycetes, Mycosphaerellales, Mycosphaerellaceae. The transcript has a single exon. Bases 1 to 2028 code for a protein of 675 amino acids. The record is from RefSeq and is a predicted model, not a curated record.
AUGCAGAGCAUCUUUCGUUUGCCCUGGUGCAGCGACCAGCUCAAGCUGUCUGAGAAGGCUGCCCUGGACAAGAUGCGCCCCUCGCCCGUGGUAGAAAUACCCGUGCUCAACAAGCUGAAGAGGAAGCGCGACGACAGCCCCGACAGCCUGUCGCCUCAGUACUCGCCGCAGACUGUCAAGAGGCAGCGAUCCGAGGCGGAAAUCUCUCACCAGCUGCCGACCCCAACAUCUCCCUAUGUGAGCUCGCGCGUGCCUUACAAGGCCGAAGCCUUGCAAAACAUCGCCCCCGCUCCACAACCGGUGAACGGAUCAGUCAUCCCCACGGCACAAAGUACAGAGACUUCUGGAAGCGAGGACACCAAGCUUCCAGCCCACUCGCAACCUACCAAGCCCUGCGCAACCACUGAAUCGGAAGGAUACUUCACUGCCAAGCACUCUGUUGACAUGCCUUCCCAGAAUGUUUUGAACCCACUCUCCGACCUCACGCCGCUCCAGCAAGUCAUCGAGAACGAGUUCAACAUGCAGAUCCUGAUGAAGCACAACGAGUUGCGCCUGAUCGAACAGGAGCUCGCAAAGUGCCAGGUCGCUCUCGAGCAGCUGCGACGAUGCGAGCUGCGUCCCUACCCAGGCACCAGUGGACUUUCAGCCUCUGUCACUGAAGGCACCGGCCCUGCUGUCGCCCCUCCGCCCGGUUUCACCCGGCCCAUUCAUGCCGCGCCUCAUGGUGUUACAGAUGGCCCGUACUCUCGCCACUACCGCCAGUGGUUGCUUCACGAUCCUCAAUUCGAUUCGCUGUCGCCUCAAAUCCUUGCGCAGGCCGAGCAGCUAAGCAACCUCGCCAACCGUUCUACCCGCAACAACGGCCAACAUUCGCGAAAGACUGGGAGCAAGUCUUUGGGAACUUCGACAAGAGCUUCUGAGUCUCUUCACAGCAUUCCCAACUACCCCGCCGUCCCAGCCAAGGACAAGUCCGCGCCUCUGGUACUCAAGAGGUCUACGGAUCAUCAGCUCGUCAAGCUCAUUUGCAACGACUGCAAGCGAGGAAACUUUUCCAGCAUUCAAGGCUUCCUCAACCAUUGUCGUAUUGCUCACAAGGUCGAUUACAAGUCGCAUGAUGCGGCUGCGGUCGAUUGUGGACAGCUUUUGGAUGAGCAGGAAUUGGCCAACUUGCCACCUGAGGCGCAUUCGGCCCCGGCGCCCAAGCCUACUCCAGCCCCGCGAGUCUCAACAUCAAGCGCGACUGUCAAGAACUCGAGUUUUGUGCAUCCGCUGAAUACACCAAGCGCUACACCGGUCACGACACCUCGACCGGUGGCGCCCAAAGCUCCAGUCCGCGGCCUUAGUACUCCGGCCACCACGCCAGGCAACAACGCAUCAACCUUCAAGCCUUCGCCUCAGGUCCCUCGCCUAUCUGCCUACUUUGCCAAGCAUAACGUUGGUGGCGAUCUCGAGCAGGCCGCAGCUGCUGCGAAGCAAAAGGUUGAUCUCGGCGUGGACGAGGAUCUGCAAUCGCCUGACGCUUCUGAAGCAAAUUCCCCUAUCGCAUUCUUCGGUCCUGGUGCUCGCACACUCGCCCCAUCUCAAGGUGGUCGAUCUGGUUCUGGCUUCGAAGGCUUUGAGCGCCCGACGAGCCGCAAGGGCCAGCGCCAGCCAAUGCAGCGUCCUCGCCCGUCUCCACUGGCACCUACACCUGCUGGGCAAGAUGUCCACAUGACGCAGUCUGGUCUUUCUUCUCCCCAGGACAACCUGUCACCCCACACCGCCGACAGCAACCCUGGACUGGUUAGCGACAACGAGGGCGACCACGACGAUGCAUCGGACGAUGAGUCCUCGCAGAUAGAAGUUGCAGCGCCUCGCCAUCCACUGCCUCCCGUCGGACGUUCUUGCGAGGACAACAUGGACAUCGACGUUCAGGAAGAUGACGAAAUCGAGCGUCCCCAGCGCGGCGUGAUUAUUAGGAGGAACAGCAUGCUGGCGCAGGAGACGAGUGGGAUGGGGAGUCCCAGCAGGAAAGUCGGUGGGAAGUGA